This is a messenger RNA of Eublepharis macularius, 7609 nucleotides long. RefSeq names its product desmocollin-1-like. Bases 286 to 2988 code for a protein of 900 amino acids. The transcript is spliced from 16 exons. The record is from RefSeq and is a predicted model, not a curated record. Gene Ontology annotation, cellular component: desmosome; plasma membrane. NCBI's taxonomy places the organism in Eukaryota, Metazoa, Chordata, Lepidosauria, Squamata, Eublepharidae. Gene Ontology annotation, biological process: homophilic cell-cell adhesion. Gene Ontology annotation, molecular function: calcium ion binding.
ACUCGCCUCCUUUGCUGUCGCCCCGCCCUUUGGAGGAGCCAAGCCCUCCGGUGGACGGGAGGAGACAGCAGGAGACUGAACUGAGGGGAAAAAGAGCGAGAAAAGAAAGUCACCUCCGCCCGCUGGUCCACUAGCACCACCGCGAGCCUCGCCGCAGCUGCUGAAGCAGGCGGGCAGGCGCCACCUCCCCCGGCCCACCUGGUCGCCGUCGCCGGCCGCUUAGCGCGCGGUGCUCACCGUCGGCCGGCCAAUCCCUUUUCCCGCCAAGCCCCCCUCCGCCUGGACAUGGCCUCGCUAGCAAGAGCCGCCUGCCUCCAACUGCUUAUCGGUCUCUUGGUACUAAGUUUAAUUUGUGAAGCUUGCCAGGAACUGACCCUUAAUCUGCCUUCCAAACUAGAAGCUGGGGCAUUUAUUGGCAAAGUAAAUCCGAAAGAGUGUUUCGGGACUUCAGAUCUGAUCAUUUCAAGUGAUCCUGACUUCAUAGUUCUAGAAGAUGGCUCUUUGUUUUCAGCAAAUUCCAUAUCAUUGCCUGCUGACAGAAAUUUGACUAUAUUGCUUAAGGACUCACAAAAACAUGUACAAAAGAAAGUGCAUGUCAUUUUGAAAUCCAAUUUGAAAAAGACUGCCAAAACAGGAGAGACUGUUCUUAGAAGAAGUAAACGAAGAUGGGCUCCUGUUCCAACUACUAUAAUGGAAAACUCGCUAGGACCUUUUCCAAUGCAAAUUCAGCAGCUGUCUUCUGAUACGGCCGAAAAGUACAACAUCACCUAUUCCAUAAGUGGUCCUGGUGUUGACCAACCACCACUGAAUUAUUUUUACAUUGAGAAAGAAACAGGAAAUCUCUUUGUUACUCGCUCAAUAGACCGGGAAGCAUAUUCACAAUUUAAGAUCAUUUGCUAUGCAACGACGGUAGAUGGCUAUACACCAGAGGUGCCACUUGUACAUAUAAUACAAGUAGAGGAUGACAAUGACAACCCCCCAAUUUUUGACCCAAAUGUCUGUACUUUUUUUGUUUCUGAAAACAGCAUUUCUGGUACCAUAAUUGGAGAAAUGACUGCCACAGACAAAGAUGAGAAAGAUACACUACACACUAAACUGAAAUACAAAAUUGUGGGCCAGAAACCUUUGAGUCCUCAAUUUCCCAACCUGUUUCAUAUGAAUCCAGAUACAGGUGCUAUUGUUUUGGCUUCCCCAGGCCUGGAUAGAGAGGGUGUAGAGCAAUACGAAUUACUAAUAGAAGCAAGAGAUAUGGGAGGACAGACUUUUGGUUUGUGCACUACUGGGACAGCCGUGAUUCAAAUUCAAGACAGAAAUGACCAUGCACCCGUCUGUGAACAUAGUAUGUAUGAAGCAUAUGUGUUUGAAAACACAGUUGGUGCAAAAGUAAUAGACAUUGGUGCCUUGGACAGAGAUAUGCCUGAAACACCAGCCUGGCAUGCUACCUUCAAGAUUGUAAAGGGAAAUGAAGAUGGUGCAUUCAGAAUUGAGACAAAUCCAGAUUCAAAUAUUGGGACUUUAUGCGUGGAUAAGGGGCUGGAUUAUGAAAAAACCAAGGAGAGAAGAUUGGAAAUUAUUGUAAAUAAUGAAGAACCUUAUGUACUAGCACCAAAUUCAAGAGCUGUUUCUCAAGGUUCUUGUGUUGUUGUUGUCAAAGUACGGGAUGUGGAUGAAGGGCCAGUAUUUGACCCAUGUGUGUAUUUUUUAAAUAUUAAAGAAUGCUUGCCAGGUGGAACUCUGGUUGGCCAGUACCCAGCAAAGGAUCCAGAGACUGGAAAUAGUGAAGACAUUAGGUAUGGAAUUAUACGAGAUCCAUGUGGUUGGAUCACCAUGGAUGAAAGAGGUGAAAUCAGAACCACUAAGUUGUUAGACAGAGAUGCACCAGCUAUGCAAAAUUACCAGUGUAAUGUCACAGUUUUUGCUACAGAUCGAAGUGGCAAAACAGGCACUGGGACAGUAGUGGUUAAUCUAGAAGAUGAAAAUGAUAAUUUCCCAGUAAUUGUUGAAUCAAAUCGGAUCAUGUGCAGAGACAAAGAACCAGUUUGUCUUACUGCUGUGGAUGCUGAUCUGCCUCCUCAUACUGUUCCUUUCAGUUUUCAAAUUGCUGAUACAAACUCAGAAUGGAAACUGACACAAAAUGAUGAGAGAUCUGCAUACCUGGUACCACAGAAGGACAUUCAGUAUGGGAUUUACUCUGUCCCAGUUAUGGUAACUGACAAUGCUGGAAACCAUGGUGUCACUGUUGUAAAAGUUCGUGUGUGCGAUUGUAUAACCCCAAGUGAUUGUCCUGACCCCUUCCCACCUCGUGAUAUGGAGCCCUAUCAAACUCCUAAUGUUACCCUUGGACUUUGGGCCAUACUUGCAAUGAUUUUGGGAUCAUUGUUGCUGCUAUUGAUUUUGAUAACACUUUGUGGCUGCUGUGGAGCUGCACCUGUGAGUAAGCAUGUGUGUGAUGACUUAGCUAACCAGAACUUGAUCAUAUCUAAUACUGAAGCCCCUGGAGAAGAAGUAAUGGACCCCAAUAUACUUCCUGUGAAAUCAGGAAAUUUGGUUACUAGUGAACAAGGGGCUGGCCUUGGAGUAAAAACUGGUGGACAAGAAUGCUUUGAGAUGGUCAAGGGAGGAGGACAUCAGACCAUGGAAUCACUUGAAGGAGGAGGGCUUCACACCUUACAGUCAGUAAAAGGACAUCAUACUAUGGAAUCUGGAAGGGGGUAUGGACAGCCCAUGAUGGAUACCUAUAGAUACUCCUAUUCAGAAUGGCAGAAUUUCACACAUCCUCGCCUAACUGAGAAGGUGUAUCUGUGUGGACAGGAUGAAGAGCAUAAGCAUUCUGAAGAUUAUGUCCUUUCAUAUAACUAUGAAGGAAGAGGAUCACCAGCUGGCUCUGUAGGUUGCUGCACUGAUCAGCAAGAGGAAGAGGCACUGGACUUUUUAGAUCAACUGGAACCCAAAUUUAGGACAUUAGCAGAAACCUGUGUCAAGAGAUAAGUUUGUUUACAACAGCAAAAAAUCUUCACCCUUUCUGUAGGAGUGGCUGUUGUAAAAUUUCAGUGGAUUUUUCUUUUUCUUUUUUUUUUCAUUUUCUUGUGGGAGUGGUUAAUCAAAAGCAGGGCUUUUUUUCAGGGGGAACGCGGGGGAAUGGAGUUCCGGAAUCUCUUGAAAAUGGUCACAUGGCUGGUGGCCCUGCCCCCUGAUCUCCAGACAGAGGGGAGUUGAGAUUGCCCUCCAUGCCGCUCGGCAAUCUAAAAUCCCCUCUGUCUGGAGAUCAGGGGGUGGGGCCACCAGCCACGUGACCAUUUUCUCUGAGGGCAACCCACUGAGUUCCACCACCUCUUUUCCCAGGAAAAAAAAGCCCUGAUCAAAAGUAUACUUUAACUUUGUGUGGCAGUAUCAUUGUUUCUAUACCUAAACUUCAGGAUGCUAUAUAAUUUGAUCUGCGUGCCACACUAUCUUGGACUUGCUUUCUUUCAGCGUCUUUAAACAAAGUCAAUAUUAUAGGCAAGCUGCGUUGUAAACAGCAAUAGAUAUUCUAUUUUUUCAGCAUUUACCUUAACAAGAAGACACAGUGUAUUAUAUUAGCAAGUUAGCUUCAAAAUAUACCAGAUAUUUGGGCCUGGGUGGUAGAAAGUUGUUUGAUUCAUCUGAAGAUUUCCUUUAGUUUUAUAGAAAUAAAUGCUAAAAUGCUAUUUGCUAUAUGUUAAAGUAGUUGUUGAUUUCUUACAUUCAUGAUAAGAAAAUCAAAAUUUUAAAAUUUUAAGUUCUUCAAUUAAAAUGUAUUAGAUCAUUUGGGCAAAAAUCCUUAAGUUAGAAAACUGACUUUUAGGGGAGAGAGGAAAAAGCUUAAUGUAUAUAUGUAGCACGUGUUGUUGGUUUUUUUUUAAAAAAUAUAUAUACUGAAUUUAUGUUUAAUGCAUUUGCCUGUACAGGGUAUGCUUGUACAGCCAUUCCAGCUUUCCAAAUGUGACUUUCCUACAAUACAGUAGAAACAAUAGAAAAGGUUAGUAAUACAUCAUGAGAUAUUAAAUUAAUUCCAGCUAAAACAGUGCUUUCUGCAACAUUUGUCACCUAAUGAAGAGCUUGGAAAACAUAUAUUGUAUAUUCCCAAAUUAUAUUAAUCAUGUAGUAAUUGCAAAUAUGACUUGAGCAAAAUAUCUAGCACCAGUCGCCACUUCCUGUUGCUUCUUCUCAUCAAGUAAAGUGGAGACAAGCUGAGAAGGGGAUAUGUGGUGAUGGAUGUUUUGCCAUUUGCCCUGAAGGUUCUGUUCUGAGGAAGUGAGUGCAGACUUAUUCCCUGCAUCCCUAGAAUUUAUUUUCCGGAUUUGAUACGGAUUGUAAAGAGAGGCUGAAAGAGACAAAAACUUUUGUGUGGCCCUAUUACAUAGCCAAGGAAGCACUCCUAAGCAGAUCAGCUCAGAAGUAAACUACAUUUUAUUCAGUGGGGCUUAUUCCUGGGAAAGUAUUCAUUGGAUUGUAGCUUUACAGUGCAUUCCCAAUCAGUUAAUCCUCCUGAGUCUGUUGAAGUAGGUAGGUUUAGAAGGGCGUAAUGGUGCUUACGGCUGCACUAAUACAGUGCCAUCCUAAACAGAUCCACUCAGAAUCCUACUGAAGUCCAUUCAAUGAGGCUUACCCUCAGGGAAGUAUUCUUAAGAUUACACUGUUAGCGUCCCAAGCAUGUACUUAAUCUGCUUAAAUACAAAUAUUUUGGUAUAAACUACGUUGUGCAUUAUGAAUUAUGAUUUUCCCUAGUUCGUCUACUUUCAGUCUUCAGUUAGAAUUAAGAUAUGCUUCUCUGAAUCUUUAGAAUUCAGAGUUGUCAUCAAACAGUGUUCAAGUAAGUACAAAUGUCUAUAUUACAGUUUUUUUAUUCAGGGCUCUAUCAGGUGUGGGGUUACAUAGUCUUGUGUCUAGCUUAUAAAAGCCACUGGUUUGUCUACUUUAUGUAUGCACUUUUUUCUUCUCUAAAUAUAUACCCGUAAGUACUAAACAGGCCCCACUCCAAAGAUAGGGCUGCCAAGAUUCCCACUACGGUGGGAUGUUUCCUGUGAGCUGUCUCUUUUGCCACUACUGCUCCAAGCAGUAGUGGGAGAAUUUAAAAAAACGCAUUAGCAUCAUGUGAACUAUGACAUCACAUCUGGAGAAAACCUGUCAGUUAUUUUGGGUAGCUCUAGGAAUUCCUGGAAACUCUGUGUGGUUUUGCACAGUAGAAUUGCUGGCAAUUCCUAGUUCUCGAUAUCAUAUCUGGGUUUUCCCUGGAAGUACCUUCACAGCACACAUGAUGCCAUGUCCCCCAUGACCCUACCCAUCAAGCUCCUGCUGGUUGUGACUAGAUGCCACUAACUGGUACCAAUUCAUCACUAAGACUUAAGUUAGUAAUAAAUUACUCCUUCCAUUGUUUUCAAUGGGAUAGUUGCAACUAACUCUAGCUGCAUCAGGUCUUAUAACUAAUUUGACAACAGAAGAGAUGGGACAAAACUAACAAAAUGGGUUAUGUCAAGCUUUGUAUUGUAGUAUGUUUUUGUUUUGCAAAAUUAUACAGGAAAGAUUAUCUGAUUUGCUUUUAAAUUUUCACAAAAAGUAAAACCAAAAUGAUAAUCAAGAACUUCUCUGGCCACUAAGAAGGCAAAAUUUAAAAGUAAGCUUAUCAGCAGCAAAACGAAAUGAUAUUCUGAACCAAUAUUGAUAAAAUGAAAGUGUAAAGCCAAAAGUUCCAACAGACAUACUUGUUUUUUGAGUUUCUUUGUAUGUUUUUGUCUGGGCGUUCUAUGUUCAGCUUGAGAAAAAUGUAUUUUCUUAAUAGUGUAGCAUUGGUGGUAUUGCCAUAAAAUAUAGCAGCUCUAAAUCUGACUUUGUAACUCUUUGUAAAAAACAUUAAUGCAGAAAAUGUUAACUGUGAUCUAUUAUAAAUGUUUUAAUUAUGCAAUUGAAAAAAAUGUCUAACAUUUAAACAUAAGAAGAACAUUAUGUUUAUUUGAUGGAGAAAUGUGAAACCUUCACAAUUACACUAGUGCUUCAAAAUAUGUAUAUAGUUUUUAAAAAUGAGGACAAAUUUAAUCUUGAAUUCAUCCCCCUUCCAAAUAAUUACUUAUAUUCAUGCCUGUUUUGUUAACAAUUUAUUUAGCAGCCCUGUAAACUGCAAUAGCCAAUGAUCAUAGGUCCUUUAAAAUAUUGAAAUAAAAGCUCUCUCUAUGUGUAUGUGUGUUUUUCACUGAAUUGGCCUUUGAAAAAUCAUUAUCAGCUGCCCAUCUGUAAUAUGGGAAUAACAACACUGCCUUGGAUUACAGGGGUGUUAUAAGGACUGUUGAGACAUUGGCUUUGAAGUGCUUUGACUGCUCAGGAAAAGUGUUAUAUAUAAAAACAAAUUAUUAUUAUGCAAUUUAUUAGCUUGGAUAGGGUUUUUGGUGUGUGUGUGUGUGUAUAUAUAUUUAAAAUAAUUGUUUUUUCUUUAUUGCUUGUGCAUCACCUGGGUAUAUAAAGACUUAGAAUUUUAAAAGAUUACAAGGUUUUGCAAAACAUUCAUUUAAUUCUGUUAGUCUGGUGCCUUUUCACACUGGGUAUUCUAGGGCUCUUUGGAAACUUGUAUUCCUCACUGAGAAGGCGAGUAACAAUGGGUGUCAGAAACACAAGCUUGUCCUUCCCACCAUCACUUUUUCUUGCAGUGUGCAGUGCACACGGUGAAGCCUAAUUGGUUUGUCCAGAGCCCCUGCAUGAAGUGUGUGUCGCAGAACUUGCCUCAGAACUCCAUGCAGCAUGCACCAGGGUUCUUUGGCAGAGAAACUGACAUAGAAAGGGUUCCUAGUGUUACAUCUUAAAAACCACUGUACCAAGCAAUUCCUUUGAAUUACUAAAUUUGCAGAGAAAAAGAGAAUAACUUAUGAUUAAAUUUUAAUAUAUAAAGUUUGAGAGUUUUGUAUUAAAUAUUUAUAAAACUUUCCAAAAUAGUCAUAUCCAGGGCUCAUUUAGAGGGGCAACGCGCAGGAACGCAGUUCCGGUAGUUCCCCAAAGAGGUCACAUGACAGGUGGCCCUGCCCACCUGACUAUCAGCCAUUUUGGGUGCGUUUUGGCCUGGAUUAGGGCCAAAAUGGGGCCGAAAUGGCCCAGAUCAGGCUUCUGAUGGGUGGAUCACUCUCCUGCUCAGCAGUGGCCUGAUCCUGACCAUUUUGGGCCCAUUUUCAGCCAUUUUCAGUCCCUUUUUGCUAUUUUGGGCCCAAUUUCGGCCCUGAAUAGCCAGGAUUGGGUCCAAAACAGCCAGGAUAGGUGAUAUCAGGAGGUGUGGCAUCUGCAAAUCAGUCUUGCUAAUGAUACACUUCCAGUAAUGGCAAGGGGCAUGGCAUAUGCUAAUGAGUUAUGGUAAUGAGUUCCUUCCAGCUCUUUUUCUAUGGAAUGACCCCUGGUCAUAUCUAAUAUAUUACAUUUUUUAUUUCACAAAUUGAAACUGCUUUGAAUCAAAUUGAAAUCAAUUUGUUCUUUCGACUUGGUUCUUUUAAAGAACUACUUAGUUGUGUAAACAUCCUGUUUAAUUUUGCAUUUUGAAUAUAUUUUGUACAACAGUUAGUAAUAAAGUGGUUUUUAUUUGAGAAUAAAGGGACCUACUACAGGACUAGUUCAUUUA